UGCAAAUCUUUCGGCAGUCCUUUUGAGAUUCGGUGCUUGCAAAAGUUUGGCAACACUGCUGUCAACAGAGGAUGUAAACAUUCUAGUGUGUUGGGUUGUUUUGUGCCAAGCUGGUGAUGAAAUAAGUUUAGUUUUAACAAAUAAAAGGUAGAACAAAAUAGCUCACCGGCAUCGGAAUGCUAAAUGCAUGGCCACCGGUUGAUACGCGUUGAAACGAGUGGCUAAAGCGUUCGCCCAGAGUAAGGUGCGCUCAGUUGAAUGAUGAAACUCGAACAAACAAGUGGAAACACCGCGUGAGUGUCUUCAGAUGCACCAAACUAAAGCAUACCGAGUUUGGUAGAAAAUUUGUCAUUCAACGGUGCCGAAGACUACUUCCAAACGGUAGAGAUGGACAUCAAUGGGCAAAGUGUUCAAAUUCCGAUGGAUUCGCAGCUGUUAUCCGAUGAGUUUAAUAUAUUAAGUUACGUUAACGGGUUUGAUCCUGCAUCGGAGCAGACUGCAUCGUUUCUAGAUGGAACCCAGACCGUCCAAGUACUUGGGACCUAUGUAGAGGUCGAAUCUGCUGAACUGCUACAGUCGAAUCAGGCGGAUCUGGAGCCAAAGUUGGAGGACCUUGAAGAACCUUCAUACGACGUAAACUUUCAGGUAUCAGUGGAGGAAUUUACAUCAACCGAAUUUAAUUUCAAAGUAAAGAUCGCUGAGACGGGAAGAAAUGAAUCGUACACGUACUCGAAUGUAUUGAACAAAAUUUACACGAGCAUAGAAAAACACUGCACGUUUGAGGCGUCGUUCAACUCCUACUCGACAAUCCUUCCUAUUAUCCGGGUUAUGAUGGUAUGUGCAAAUGCACCAUUCCAACCCUUGUCCCGGUGCGCCUAUCACACCAAAAAUGACACUACCGCGAACAAGAAUCAUGUUGUAGUACGGAGAGAUGGGUCCGCGGAGUACAUUGGAAUGCCCGAAGGAGAAACUUUCCGGGACCGACUUGCAUUGAAAAUCGCCAUGGGCGAUUCAUGCAGGAAGAACAUAACUCUCGAGUUCAAAUGCCUGAGCUCGUGUUACAAAAUUAAAAAAGUGUCCACUGCGCUGGUGUUCACCCUUGAAGACCCCGUCGGCGGUCAGCUCCUGGGACGGGAAAUCAUUCCCAUUCAGAUUUCGAAAAACUUCAAACGGGACAUGGAAACGGCCGAGAAGGCGGCCGUGAAGCGAACUGGCGAUACCAGUCAGAAGCGCAAGCAAGCGCCGAACUCAGUGUCGGCAGCUCCUGUCGCGGGAAGCUCAAGCAAGGAUCCGCUGUCUGUAGACCUUAAUCUCAACCUACCACGCAGUGCCGCCACGGACUUUCUCAAGUACGCUGAGCAGUUUUUUGCGGCUAAACUGUACGGAGCUGAUGCAUCAACCGAGCAGGAACUGAUGCCGUGCCUCAAGAAGAUCAGACUGCUAGCUUCCGACAUGGAACAACCAAAAGACCAAUGAAACCAAGCAAAAUGAGCAUCGAAAAACAUGCCAAGUGGAGUAGCUGCCUUUAGAGUGCUGCAGAACCUGCAGCGUUCAGCACAUUGCGGAAAAUUAUCAAAAGGGUAUACCAUGAAAUUCAAGCGAGCACGGCACCUGUCAAUGUGCCCCUACCAGUUGAAUCGGUUUGCCAUUUGAAAACUAAUAUAAGUUUGUGAUAAUUUCUAGUUUUAACAUAAUUCUAUGGCCGUUGCAAUUCUAUUUUCAUGUUUUUGUUCCUCGACCUUGGUUUAGAGGUUAGGAUUUUGACAGCUCGCUUGCACUGUUUCUAUUUUCGCCACGUGUGUCUCCGUUAAAAUGUGGGUGCGUGUGCGCUUUAUGGACAUGAGCUGUCAAAUGACGUCACGGCGUAAAACCUAAUUGAGCUGUGCAUUAGCCGGGCAGAUUUCCGUCAGACAAACUUGUGUAGUCUGUCGUUAGCGUGCACAUUAGCCUGUAUCGCAUCAAGCAUCACAGGUUCCAACAGUGUUUUGAUUUUUGUCUGAUUUUAUUUGUUUUUAAAGUACGUAUUGAACAAAUGUUUGCAACGGUGUUAGAAUUUAUAGUCAUAUUUCUAUUACCGUAAACUGGGGUGACUUUGAUAGGAUUUCAAUUUGUUUUUUGGAAUAUUUUCCAACAGGUAAGGUUUU
This is a messenger RNA of Culex quinquefasciatus (southern house mosquito), 2144 nucleotides long. RefSeq names its product cellular tumor antigen p53. Gene Ontology annotation, cellular component: nucleus. The record is from RefSeq and is a predicted model, not a curated record. The transcript is spliced from 6 exons. Bases 388 to 1476 code for a protein of 362 amino acids. Lineage: Eukaryota; Metazoa; Arthropoda; Insecta; Diptera; Culicidae. Gene Ontology annotation, biological process: regulation of transcription by RNA polymerase II; apoptotic process. Gene Ontology annotation, molecular function: RNA polymerase II cis-regulatory region sequence-specific DNA binding; DNA-binding transcription factor activity, RNA polymerase II-specific.